Molecule: messenger RNA, 785 nt
Organism: Pocillopora damicornis (cauliflower coral)
Lineage: Eukaryota; Metazoa; Cnidaria; Anthozoa; Scleractinia; Pocilloporidae
Product: endonuclease V
Biological process (GO): DNA repair
Cellular component (GO): nucleolus; cytoplasm
Molecular function (GO): RNA endonuclease activity producing 5'-phosphomonoesters, hydrolytic mechanism; single-stranded RNA binding
Source: RefSeq, a predicted model, not a curated record
AUGGCCGAAGGGCACGAUCGAGAAUCGCCGGUGGAAGAUGCAAUCGUCGAAAAGUGGAAAAGGGAACAAAUCGAAUUAAAGGAGAAGCUUGUGUGCAAGGACUGCAUCAUUUGGGGUGAAUCCACGAAUAAUCCAUUUAGUAACUUAAAUCUAAUCGGAGGAGUUGACAUAUCAUUUGUCAAAGAUGAUCCAGAUCACGCCUGUGCUUGCUUGGUGGUACUUUCCUUCCCUGAACUUGAGGUUUUGUAUGAGGAUUUAACCCUUGUACAUCUGAAAUUACCUUACAUACCAGAAUUCCUGGCUUUCAGAGAAGUUGGGUUCCUUGUUAAAGCAGUUUCCAAGCUAAAAGAAGUUAAACCACAUCUACUUCCACAGAUCAUUUUAGUUGACGGGAAUGGAAUGUUGCACCCCAGAGGUUUUGGAAUUGCUUGUCACCUUGGAGUGCUGACAGAUAUCCCUACUGUAGGAGUGGCCAAGACCCUUUUCCAUGUGGAUGGGAUAAAGAAAGACUCCAAAAAUGCAAAUCAGAUCAAAAACUGUCUAAAAUCUAGUGGAGACAGUUUCCCACUGAUAGGUGACUCUGGUACAAUUUGGGGAAAGGCAUUGAGAAGUACCCAAGGAGCUCCUAAUCCUAUCUACAUAUCAGUGGGCCAUAAGAUAGGACUGGAGACCGCAGUGAGUCUUGUACAUGCCACCUGUUGGUUCAGAACACCUGAACCAAUAAGACAAGUAAGAAACAAAACAGAGGCUACUGAAAAAUUAUAACAAUGUACCUGAUGACUGAG